AUGACGAAUAAUAUAUUCCGUAUAUUUAAUCCGCAGGCGCCGAAGGAGGACCGCGUGGAGAAGCGCCGCGCCCAGGUCAGGCAAGCACAGCAGACCUAUCGCGAACGGAAAGAGGCGUACACCAAAGCUCUCGAGAGGGAAGUCGCAAAGAGCAAGGCACGGGAAGCAGAGUUGGUCCUGGAAAACGAACGACUUCAAGGCACCAUCAAGAAAUUGGUUGGAAAGCUUGAAGAGCAUGGAGUCGAGGGAGUGGAUGACAUAAUUAGAUCGACCCAGGCAAAAGAAGCGAGAAGUCCCAAACCCGACAACAUGUCCAGCCCGGCACCACCUCUCGCUCGGCUGGGCGAUGUUGACCCCGUGGCUUUGGAGUCGAUCAACCAGCACGAGCUUCCCGAAACCAUGCUGGAAAACCUGCUGGCCCUCUCGACAGAGGUUUGCGCAUCGGAUGACCAGAUCACGCCGGUGCAAGCCUGGAACCUCAUCCGAUCCCAGCCACAUUUCGGUGGCUUCGAGCUCCAGGCCCUGCAAACUCUCGCAGAGACUCUGAGGGACAUAAUUGCGUGCCAUGGGUUCGGCGCCGCGAUACCGCAGACCGUCUUCAGGCGCCUGACCUUCGAGUUCCUCUUGAAAGGGAAACUACUCUGA
Messenger RNA from Diaporthe citri, 645 nucleotides. RefSeq lists its product as uncharacterized. Bases 1 to 645 code for a protein of 214 amino acids. The record is from RefSeq and is a predicted model, not a curated record. Lineage: Eukaryota; Fungi; Ascomycota; Sordariomycetes; Diaporthales; Diaporthaceae. Gene Ontology annotation, molecular function: DNA-binding transcription activator activity, RNA polymerase II-specific; transcription cis-regulatory region binding. The transcript is spliced from 5 exons. Gene Ontology annotation, cellular component: RNA polymerase II transcription regulator complex.